Paraphaeosphaeria sporulosa is the source of this 2469-nucleotide messenger RNA. RefSeq names its product calcium/proton exchanger. Gene Ontology annotation, cellular component: fungal-type vacuole membrane. The record is from RefSeq and is a predicted model, not a curated record. Bases 352 to 2175 code for a protein of 607 amino acids. The transcript has 5 exons. Gene Ontology annotation, biological process: calcium ion transmembrane transport; intracellular calcium ion homeostasis. Lineage: Eukaryota; Fungi; Ascomycota; Dothideomycetes; Pleosporales; Didymosphaeriaceae. Gene Ontology annotation, molecular function: calcium:proton antiporter activity.
ACCGUUUAAACCCCUUGUGUGCGCCCGUUGUCCUUCCAGUUCCCAUCCUCCUAAUACGAUACGGCGCCUGCGCAUUCUAGGCUGCAACACAAAGCUCACCGGUACACCCAAGACUGUACAGCGCGCGCCACGAAAGCUAGAAGAAGCACUCAAAGAUACAACCGCGCUUGAUCGACCAACAACAAUCGCGGGUUGCAGCAGCACAGCCGUUUCGCCCCCAAACCGAACGCGCUUCCGAGCCUCAGGCAUAGUUCCGAUCUGCACCACCACUGAGCUGCUCGUCUUUGUUCGCCAAUUACUUCACUGGCGCACUGCUCGUUGAGCAAUAUUUGAUCACAUCUACACUUCAAUAUGCACGCCAUACGUAGACAAGCACAUCGCGUGGCUAGUAGCCCCGGUGUGGGUACCGCCUACAACCCUUUUUCCCGUGUACGAUCUCGGGAUACCACACAUCAACGCGAUGCAGAGGCAGCGCCGGACAGAUCGUAUUCCGAGGCGCAGAUGCAGCUAGGCCACGAGCAAGAUAGAGCUUUGGAGAGCGCCCAAGCAGAGAAGGAAUUUGGCGGUCCCCAUCACGCGAGCACCGAGCCCUCGCCCAUAUCGGGACGAAAUUCUUUGAAUGGAGACGCUACAGCGACCACCGACUUCGCGCCGAGCGGCAGCGCAGCGCCUAAGAAGGCAUCUGCGGAUAUCAGCGACAAGACCGCAGUCAACAAUGGUAUCGAAACGCAGACGAAUGGAUCCGUUGUGAAACAACGUGGAUGGGUAAAGAAAAUCAUCCAUGGCGGCAAGAAGGAGGAGGACUCUGACGACGACGAGGGCCGCCACGAAUCUGAGAAGCUGGACAUGGAAGAGCGCAGGAGAAGAUCGCUCAAGAAAAAGAUUCCUAUCGGCCAGCAGAUUCGAUAUGUGGUCUUUGGCGCUUGGAUCAAUGUCCUGCUUGUCAUGGUCCCCGUCGGCUUCGGGGUGUACUACACGCACAAGAUCAAUGACAUUGGUGUCUUCCUGAUCAACUUUAUUGCCAUCAUCCCAUUGGCUGCGAUGCUCAGCAAUGCUACUGAGGAGCUUGCGCUUCGCGUCGGCGAGACGCUCGGUGGAUUGCUCAACGCGUCUUUCGGUAACGCUGUCGAACUUAUCGUCUCAGUCCAGGCGUUGGUUAAGGAUGAAAUUACCAUUGUCAAGACCUCUCUCAUCGGUAGCAUACUCUCCAACUUGUUGCUUGUCCUGGGCAUGUCCUUCUUCGCUGGUGGCUUCAACCGCGUCGAGCAAUUUUUCAACAUCACUGUCGCGCAGACUGCUUCUUCUAUCCUGGCUCUUGCCAUUGCUUCACUGAUUAUCCCGACCGUGUUUCACAACAUGAUCGCCAACAUUGGCACAGGCGAACCUGGAGAUGCACAGUCAGACGCGAAGAAAAACUCAGAACUGUCUCAUGGAACAGCCAUCAUUCUCCUUUUUGUAUACGGCUGCUACCUCUUCUUUCAGCUCAAGACACACGCAACGAUGUACAAUGCGCCUAGCGAGAAGGGUGUUAAGCGCAAGCAGUCUGUCGACGGAAGCGUCGCUCGCGGCAUCGCCACGAUCGGAGCCGGCACUGCUGCUACAGCAGGCGGCGCCGCAAACCAAGACCGCCACCUACAGAACAGCAAGGAAGCCGCCGACGACGAGGAGGAUGACUUCGAAGAGCCCAACCUCACCAUGUGGGGUGCGCUCGUCACUCUCGCCAUUUCCACCACCCUUGUCGCUUUCUGCUCUGAAUUCAUGGUCUCCAGCAUCGACGGCUUCACCCGUGAAGCCGGCAUUUCGACAACCUUCGUCGGUCUGAUUCUCCUGCCUAUCGUGGGUAACGCCGCCGAGCACGCCACCGCUGUCACCGUCGCCAUCAAGGACAAGAUGGACCUCUCCAUCGGUGUCGCCGUCGGAUCCUCCAUGCAGAUUGCACUCCUCGUCCUCCCUGGUAUCGUCGUCAUCGGUUGGAUCGCUGGCAAGGAAGACAUGACGCUCUACUUCGACACCUUCCAGAUCGCGAUCCUGUUCGUCGCGGUGCUGCUCGUCAACUACCUCAUUCAAGACGGCAAGUCUCAUUGGCUCGAGGGCGUGCUCCUCAUGUCGUCGUACGUCAUCAUCAGCCUGGCAGCAUGGUUCUACCCCGAUCUGCCCCAGGGCGCGGAAAGCUAGAAUCCGCGCGUUUUUCCUGUCCUGUUCUUCUUCGCUUCAAACCUGUACAUUCCUUGCGACCACUCGCCUAGUCUCCUUGAAUAACGUUAUGUUUUUCCUUUGGGCGCGGUUACGACCUAAAUUAUUGAGCCGGUGCGGCAGGCAUCUGGCCUUGUCUUGUCUUGUGUUUAAUUCCUUGAUACCCUGCGGGAGUGAGCAUUGUACCAAUAAACGUGAUCCAGCGAGAUCUUUUCUUUGUGUGUGUGUGGAAAAUAUGAUUUUUAGUGUCAGGGUAAUUCUAUUGUUCAUCAAUGC